Chaetomium fimeti is the source of this 519-nucleotide messenger RNA. RefSeq names its product AIG2-like family-domain-containing protein. Bases 1 to 519 code for a protein of 172 amino acids. The record is from RefSeq and is a predicted model, not a curated record. The transcript has 4 exons. Lineage: Eukaryota; Fungi; Ascomycota; Sordariomycetes; Sordariales; Chaetomiaceae.
AUGGACGCCAACAACGGCACCCAGACCAGCAGCUCCCAGACCAGCAGCUCCCAGAGCGAUGAGGGCAAACACACCGCCUUCGUUUACGGCACACUGAUGAUGCCCGACGUCUUCCACACCGUCUGCUACGGAACCAAGGACGUCCCCGACGCCAUCAAAAAGCUCCACAGUUUCAAGCCGGCCGUCCUCCAAGGCUACCAACGCCUCCGCGUUCAGUACGCCGACUACCCCGGGAUGAUCGAGAACAAGGACCACAAGGUCGUUGGCAAGCUCGUCACGGGGCUCACCAAGGCCAACAUUUCCAAGCUGGACUACUUUGAGGGCGGCCAGUACGAGCGCAGGGCCGUCACUGUCAACCGGACCAGGGAGCGUGUCAACGCGAAGGGCGAGCGCAAAGUUGAGUACGUCAAGGUGGACACCGAGGCCUACGUGUUCUUAAACAAGCGUGACCUUGAGACGAAGGAGUGGGAUCCGGAGGAGUUCUGUCGUAAUAAGUUGAAGCAGUGGUCACACAGCUGA